AUGUCCAGCAAGCUUGACAGGGCAAGGCAGAAGUUCGUCCUGCGCGAGGAGACAAAGAUCACAUUCGGUGGUCCUUCCCAACAACAUUGGUGGGAUGCAGAGGCGGACGAAGUUGACUUCGGCAAAGAGCAGGUCGGCGACGAAAUGAGGUGGGAUCAAUGGGCGGGCAUCGUUGAACGCGGCCGUCCUCAGUCUUUGAUCCUAUUCAAGACGCCGCCAAAGCUGACUAAGCCUCGCGCCGCAGGCCCAGGCCCCAUCACGGGGAAGGAUUGGGCGCCGAUGGCCAAGAAACACUUGCAAGGGCGCAAGACCCUGCUUCGCACGGGCGGCGCCAGGGCUUGCGAACUCGGAAUGAACCGAGAGGAGAAGCUCGACGGCGUGGUGCACGACUACGGCGUGCACGGGCUGAAGAAACAGGGGUCUGGCAACAAAUUCGAGGCGGCGCACGGGGGCACGCAGAUCGUCGACCGCUGCUGGAGGUGUUUGCGGAAACACAUCGGGGCUCGCUCUUUCUCCGCUGCAGGCGCCCCGAAGUACAGCGCCCGAGUUCGCGCUGCGCAGUGGCGCCACUGGCGCGUCGGAUCUGACCAUUGGGGGGAAACAGGCGGCAUGUUCCGGGCAUUGCUGUGA
Messenger RNA from Prorocentrum cordatum, 630 nucleotides. The record is from the annotation of a GenBank genome assembly. NCBI's taxonomy places the organism in Eukaryota, Dinophyceae, Prorocentrales, Prorocentraceae.